AUGGUGAAGCCAGCCAUUGUGAAGCGGCCUCUUUGGUCUUACUUCCUGCCGUCAACGUACACGAGCCGCAUUCACGGCUGGGCACACCAUGCACCCAUGCUCAUGUUUGGUGUCGCAACGACCGCCAUUCUCAUGCGGCAGUCGUACUAUCGCAGCUCCCUGGAGGAUGAGGACGAGAAUACGUGUGACCGCAUUGACCGCCGCGCGUAUGUAGCGCUGCCGGACGGCCGUAUGGCGCUUGUGUAUCCCAUCAUCGACACACAGGUCACCCCCACACGUGUCGUUUUCUCUUUUCUGGAUGCCAUCAACCCCAUGCCGUGA
This is a messenger RNA of Trypanosoma conorhini, 321 nucleotides long. RefSeq names its product succinate dehydrogenase cytochrome B subunit. The record is from RefSeq and is a predicted model, not a curated record. NCBI's taxonomy places the organism in Eukaryota, Euglenozoa, Kinetoplastea, Trypanosomatida, Trypanosomatidae. The coding region runs from base 1 to 321 and encodes 106 amino acids. The transcript has a single exon.